AUGGCUUUCUACGUGGACAUGUUCGCCGAGGCCGAGCUCCCUUGGCGCUGGGCGCGGGUGCUGGCGCUUCGGCGCUCCGUCUGCCUCGACAGCGGCUGCAUACGCAGGCAAAACCCACGGUCUGCGAUCUUGGCGGAGUGGCUUGGUACCUUGGCCUCUUCGAGCUGCUGGCGCCUCGCCGACCUUGUGGCGUCUGAUCCUUACAUCUUUCUCUUCAGCUACACUAUCCGGGCCAUGACGACGUCUGGCGCAGCUCCGCCACCAGAGGCUCGACCUCGCGACCGCGAUCUUCUUCCGGACGCGGUGGCCAGCCGCAUGGAGUCCGCCCCUCAUUGCACCAUCAAGAAGGAGAGGUCCCUGACCAACGGGCUCAUUCGUGUCCUGCACUCCCUCUCGCGGGGGGUGGUGGGAUCGGUGGCUGGGUUGGGGCCUGCGGCUCCGCGGGAGCGAUCGACCUCGGUCCAGAAGAGGACGGCCUUGGAGCUUCUGGAUUCGUGGGCCUCCUGGCAGGGCCACAUCUACGACGUCGACGUGGACCUGGACGGCGCCGUCGAGCGCGUCCUCGCUGGCCGGGCCUCGCCGGGCGAGGGCGAGGGGGUCACCGAGUCCCUGGGCGUGGAUUCGAAGGGUCGCCGCGUGCUGCCCAAGGGUGCGAUGUGCUCAGUCGACGUGGACGAGCUGGCGCUGCCUGCGCCUGGGAUCGCCCCCGUCAAGCUUGUCGAUAUAUGUCCCCUCGCUGUCGAGUAUUUCUCGGACAUGGAGGGCCGCGUGCUGAGGAAGUACGUGGAGGCGGAGGUGGACGGGGACCUGGUCCUGCAGCGGCAUGUGCGCACGAUCUGGGACGAGCGGCGGGUCAACCUCCGUUGGGAGCGGCUGCCCUACGCGCCGCUCGGCAACCCCGCCUCAUUCACGAACCUGGACCUCUCCAACAUCGAGGAGGAGGGGCUCGUCUACUCCGCGGUCGGCGACAGACCCGGCAUGUUCUGCAGGUUGGAGACGUUGGCAUGGACGGACGAGUUCGUGCUGCGCGUGGCCGAGCGAGCGGUCGACGUCGAGGCGCCCGCCGAUUCGUGCUACCUGGCCCUGAAGGCGCUCGUCAUAGGGUGGUCGUGGGCGCCGUUCCUGGCGCACUCCGCCCUGCAGGCGCGCAUGGAGACGGCCCUCGGCGAGGGCUCGGUUUGCGCUCGUCUAGUGUACGGGUCCCCGACGCCUCAGCUCCACGGCGAUGCCGGUGGCUGCGAGGCGCUCAACUGGGCCUACAUGGACGACUACGGCGUGAUGGCGAGCAGCACGAGCGCGAAGGGUCGCGAGAAGGAGCUGGUCUCGAGCAUGGCGGCGAAGGCAAAGUCGCAGUUGGAGUCCGCGGGCCUCGUGGUCCACAAGGAGGAGGAGGGCGAGGGGCUCGAAUUUCUGGGAGCUGUCUUGAGGGACCGUCCCUAUGUGAUUGGCUCGUGCCCGUUGAAGACAUGUCGUCUGGCCCUCGUGACCCUAGCCUUGGUGGAGAGACCCUGCUGGACGGCGACCAUGUUGGAGCGCCUCGUCGGGCUUUGGGCUUGGGCGGCGGUGUUCCAGCGAACGAGCCUCGCCAUCUUCGACCAGGUUUACCACGAAAUGCGACGCCGUUCGAGCCCAACCGCUGCCUUCCGCCUGUCCGCGGGGGCGCGGGCCGAGCUCGCCGCCGCCGCCUACUGCCCCCCGGGCCCGCCAGGCUGGACCAUCGCCGCCGAGGACCUCCACGCCAACGCCGAGGAGGACGCCUGGCAGGAGGGCUGCGGCGGCUACGCCCACGACGCCGACGAGCUGAGAGACCUCGAGGAGCACCUGCGGCGGCGCGCGGAGAGCGCUGGCGUCCUCGUCGAGGUCUGGCCCCUGGAUGCAGUCAUCGACCCGAAGCACGACCUCACCGACCCCGACUUUCUGAACGUCAUCGCGAGGCUCGUCGACAAGGGCUACUUCCAUGGGGUGCUGGUGUCACCCCCGUGCUCGACCUGGAGCCGCGCCCGCUUUCGAGGUCAUGGGCCCCGCCCUCUGCGCGCGCGUGCGGAGCCGUGGGGGCGCACCGACAUUGGGUUGACCUCGUGGGAGCUACGGCGGCUCGAGCUGGGCACCAAGUCGCUCAUGACGGCGCCGACGGUGAUCCGCGCGGUCUGCACGGCUGGCGGGGCCGGCCAGUCGGAGCACCCGUCCGACCCAGGGGGGCCGCCCUAUCCGUCGAUCUGGGACCCCGCGGAGCUGAAGGACCUCGUCAAGGUCUUCGGAGGAUGGGCCAACUACUUAGACCAGCGCCGCUACGGUGCCCCUUCCAUGAAGCCGACCAUGGUCAGCAUCUUCGGCACGUUCGACAGGAGCGACGGGGGCGCCGCCGCUCGGCUCUGCCUCACCUGCAUCCACGAGGGAUGCCAUCGGGCUACGCCCGAAGGCCGAGAGCCAGGAGGUCCAACCUUUCGCACCGCUGCUGCGCAGGCCUACCAGCCCGAGUUUUGCGACGCCCUCAGCGAGGUCAUCAUCGAGGCAAUCGUGCACAUGAGGGCGAGGAGGCUCGGGCCCGACGUCGAGGGUUCACUGCGGUCGCCUGCGUCGGCGACGCCGAGAAGGGGCCCCUUGGCAUGGGACAACUACGCGACGGACCCGAACGCUGGCUUGCUGGACGGUUGCUUCACGCGCUUGCUCACGCACUCGGUGGCCGACGCCACCGCCGCCCAGUGGGCCCCCAAGGUGCGGCAGUUCUUCAACUUCUGCAUCCAGCGGGGCUGGCAGCUCACAUCUGAGUCAGAGGUCGAUCGUGUGCUGGCGGACUACAUGGACAUCCAGUGCUACGGCGAGCGUAAGAGAGCGACCCUCGACUCGGUGGCCCUGUUUGGCACGUUGGCGAUCUGGAGCCUCAAGAUUUGGCAGAAGCUGGCUGGCACGAGCGAAGGGGGGCCACUCCCAGAGGAGGCCAUCUACGCGAUCGCCAUCUACAUGAUCGAGCAGGGGCACUACGUGGCGGCCGUCUGGACGCUUACGCAGUACGACGUCUACGGCCGAGAGCAGGACAUGGAGAUGCUGAAGGUCGCGGGCGUCGUGUGGGACUGCCAGCGCAUGGCCCUGGCCCGCGGCGUCUCGCGCCGCGGGGAGGAGGUCAAGACCGGCACCGGCCAGGGCGCCGUCGCGCGGCGGAGCGCGGUCGCCAACCUGGUCCUGGGCCUGCGCGACUUCAGGGCGAGCAGGGGCGAGAAGCUCUUCGGCAUCGACCAGAUCCGCUUCCGGAAGCUCUGGCACCAGGCCGGCCACGCGCUGGGCAUGCCGCGGGCGCCCCCUCCACAUGGGAUCCGCCACUCGGGCCCCAGCGAGGACAUCGCCCGAGGCCGCGCGUCGCUCGAGCAGGCCCUGUCCAGUGUUCAGCGCUACUCCAAGACGUUCGCCCUGAGGCAGUUCCGCGCGAGGAUGCCAGAGGUGGCCCGGGAGUCGGGCAUGCGCGCGGGGCGGGACCUGAAGGCGGAGAUCCUGCGAGCCCUGCGGCUGCGUCCCCGCCCGCGCGGCAGCCUCCCCGAGGCACUCGAGAACGCUAUCAGGAAGGGCCUCGCCGAAGACGUCGCCGCCGAGCAGAUGAAGAUCAAGAGUUCAAAGGCGCGCAGUUCCAAGAAGGCCAACCAGACUGGCGAUGACGACCAAGACAACCCAGGAGGCCCGUUCUCGGAUGAGACGUUCGGGGAGGACACGGGCUGGUGGACUGAGUGUUGGCGGCGCCCUUAG
Prorocentrum cordatum is the source of this 3735-nucleotide messenger RNA. The record is from the annotation of a GenBank genome assembly. NCBI's taxonomy places the organism in Eukaryota, Dinophyceae, Prorocentrales, Prorocentraceae.